UUGAAAAAGAAAAAGGAAAAGGGCAAGUCUUUAAUCACAGCCCCCAAAGUUAGAUUGUGUAAAACCUGCAAAUGUAAAACCCAAACUGACAUACUUUCAAUAAUUGAAGCCAAGGUGAAAUAAUAAGUGGCAACACCACUUGUACCGUAUUCCACUACCGCACUUUAUAAUUCCCAAUUGGUAAAGAAAACCGCCGGAGCAAAACAGUCCCGCCGGCGCCUGGAAUGGCUACCGGAGGAGGAGGAGGAGGAGCGUCGUCAAAGCUCAAGAAAGCUGCCAAAAAGAUCCUAGUUCAAACCUGUGGCUCCUUCUCCCGGAGACACCGCACCCCUGUUCUUGACUCCGCCGCCGCCGCCGCCGAUACUGCGUUUCCUGAUUCUCCGAUCAUCGCAGAACUCACAAGCAAUUCUUGCCAAAUUAAACCGUCGUACCAAUUAGAUUCCACCGCUAAAUCCGCUUCUAAUAAGAAUCUUUGCGCUAUAUGCCUUGAUCCAUUGAAUUACGGCUCGAGCAGCAGCCCGGCCCAGGCUAUCUUCACCGCACAGUGUUCUCACGCUUUCCAUUUCGAUUGCAUAUCUUCGAACAUCCGACAUGGCAGUGUUACCUGUCCCAUAUGCCGUUCGCUUUGGACCCAACUACCUCGCAACCUACACACCCAUUGUUCUUUGCAUCGGAAUCAGGCUGAUCCUAUACUACAGAUCUUGGAUGACUCGAUUGCCACUUUUAGGGUGCAUAGGCGCUCGUUUCUACGCUCUGCUCGCUAUGAUGAUGAUGAUCCAAUUGAACCUGACCGCUCGACAGAUCUUCCCAGACUCCAUUUCUCUUUAAUGCCUGUUCCUUUGGUUCACUCUAGCUAUAAUCUGUGCUCGAAUCAGAAACCGGGGGCUAGGUUGUGCCAUGAAUCGCAACAUUAUUCUAGUCCGUCGUUAUUGCUAGAAUCUCCUGUGGCUGGGCGGAACCUUAUGCUGUACAAUUCAAUCUCCGCUAAUCGGGCAUAUCUUUCCAUAACAUUAGCUCAUCACCCCGCUACGGAUUUGGUCUUAGUUGCUAGCCCAAAUGGCCCGCACCUAAGGCUUAUGAAGCAAGCAAUGGCGUUAGUGGUAUUUGCUCUACGACCGAUGGACCGGUUGGCUAUCGUCACGUAUUCUUCUGCUGCAGCUCGCAUCUUCCCUCUCAAACGCAUGACAUCUUAUGGGAAACGGACAGCAUUACAAGUCAUUGAUCGGCUUUUCUAUAUGGGGCAAGCGGAUCCGGUUGAAGGGCUCAGGAAAGGGGUGAAAAUACUUCAAGACCGUACAUACCAAAACCCGCACUCUUUUAUGCUACAUUUGUCCGACAGCCCGACAAGAUCUUACCAUCCAUUUGACGCUGAGCUGCCAAUUACAACCCACAAAUUUCACGUCGGGUUAGGGUUUGGAACCUCGAACGGGUUCGUCAUGCGUGAAUUCGAAGGGUUUCUUGCGAGAAUCCUUGGUGGUACAGUCAGGGAAGUCCAGCUGAGGAUCGGGGAGGACUCGAGGACUGUGAGGCUUGGGGAGCUGAGAGCCGGGGAGGAGAGGAGAGUUCCGUUGAUUCUCGGGGAGUCUGGGCAGGUUCAUGUAGAGUACAGCUACGAGGAUGCCAUGUUCGACGAUUCUGUUAAAACGGGAGAGGUAGCAGUGGGGAUUGACGAUAAAAGAGAUAGCAGCGAAAGCAGCAUUGACAGUGUCCCUGUCCCGAGCAUCCUGGGAAGACCUAGCAGCGUCGAAACAUGGGAAUAUCAUGACCCUUUCAUGGCAAGACGAUGGGCAAAACAUUUACAUGGCUAUCGGGGAUGAAGCACAUGUUGUCUUGUAGUACAUAGGCGCAUCUUGCUGACCAAUUCCUCGAUCGGUUUAUUCUGAAACGCUAUCCUAGGAGAUUGUUACAAAUUGUAGUGGUUUUUUUUGGCCUAAGGCCAUCUGAGUGAUCUUGUAUAGGACAUCUUCAUCUGCAUGCAAUGCCCUUAGUUUCAUUCAGAUUUUCUUGGAAUUUAUUUACAGAAGGAUCAGAUGCUAAAAGUUAUUGGCAUGAUUGUUUUCAGAAUAGGAAAAGACCACAAAUGUAAUUGGAGGUAGCUAGGCUAAAUGAGUAAUGUGUUGGAUCAAAUUAAUAUUGAUUGAGUUGUAUUAGUUUGUUUUUUUUUCAUUCCUUU
Molecule: messenger RNA, 2173 nt
Organism: Ipomoea nil (Japanese morning glory)
Lineage: Eukaryota; Viridiplantae; Streptophyta; Magnoliopsida; Solanales; Convolvulaceae
Exons: 3
Coding region: 225-1817 (530 amino acids)
Source: RefSeq, a predicted model, not a curated record